Molecule: messenger RNA, 781 nt
Organism: Leucoraja erinaceus (little skate)
Lineage: Eukaryota; Metazoa; Chordata; Chondrichthyes; Rajiformes; Rajidae
Product: plexin-D1-like
Exons: 3
Coding region: 42-734 (230 amino acids)
Biological process (GO): regulation of cell shape; positive regulation of axonogenesis; negative regulation of cell adhesion
Cellular component (GO): semaphorin receptor complex
Molecular function (GO): protein binding; semaphorin receptor activity
Source: RefSeq, a predicted model, not a curated record
ACAGCCUUUAAAACAUUUUUUUGUCUACCUUUUAGGUUCUUAUGGAUGGGCGCAAAAUAGCCAUUGCUUCGGACACAAUAGACAGUACGCCGUUAUUUAGUUACUCUGGAUUGUUAUCUGUGUCAGCUACGUUGGUGAGGAACUGGGCUGUCAUAUUCCUUGGAGCAGAAGAUGGACGAUUGAUUAAGCUGGUUCUGGAUGAAAACAUGAAAGUACUUCGGCCGAGUAUUCUGAUUGAACUACAAGAUGACUCUCCAAUUAAGCACAGCAUAAUGUUUGAUAAAAUAGAUCCACAUUACUUCUACCUGUUAACUGAGAGGAUGGUGAGACGGCUGAAGGUGGCAAACUGUAGCCAGUACAGUUCGUGUGAAGAUUGUUUGUUGGCACAGGACCCGUACUGUGGAUGGUGUUUGCACGAGGAAAGGUCUGUUUGUACAAAGCAGCCGAGUAGCAGCAACACUGCUGGACGUCUACCUCGUAAAGCAAUGUUUGAAGAUAGAGGAACUCAACGCACCAGGCAGCAUCUCUGGAGGAAAGAAGUAGGUGACGUUUCGGGUCAAGACCCUUCUUCAGACAGAACGCGAAACGUCACAUUCCUUUUUCCAGAGAGGCUGCCUGACCAGCUGAGUUACUUCAGCUUUUUGUGUCUAUCUUUAGUUUAUACCAUCAUCUGCAGUUCCUUCCUAAACACUGAUGUUAAUCUGUUUUGUAAUCAAAAUCAGGACAGUUUUUGAGCAGGAGUAUUUUUCUGCAAAAUUUCAAGGUUGUUUAUAUGGUUUAU